CCCCCGCCUCCUCCUCCUCCUCCACCCCUGUGCAUGUCUAUAAAAGGAGAGCUACAACUUCCGUUAAUUAAAUUAAGAGAAAUAUUUUAUAAAGAUGGCAAAGUUAUGCAUAAUGUUUUUUCUUCUAGCUCUUGUUGUAGCUGAGGCAACAGCAAGAGUUCUGCCUGUUGACGCGGGUCUGAUUCUUAAUGAGCAGAAGAACAUCCCCACAUUCGGUGGCAUGGGGAAUGCUGGUUUUGGUUUAGCUACCGGUCUUGGCUUUGGCCUUGGCAUGGGUGGACUAGGCGGUCUCGGGGACGCUAUUGGGGCAGGUGGAUUUGGUGGCCUUGGCGGCUUAGGUGGAGGUGCUGGCGGCGGUGGUGGCGUAGGUGGAGGCGCUGGAGGCAGUGGUGGUGCUGGCGGCGGUGGCGGCAUAGGUGGAGGUGCAGGCGAUGGUGAUGCUGAUGUUGGUACCCCACCGGAGAAGUAGAGUUCAGUUAUUAGUUAUUGCUACAAAUGUUGGCCUUCUAUGGUGAAAUCAAUCUAGCAUGGCUUAACACAGUCAAAACAGUGCUUUAUUUCAUUUGUGGGCAUGCUACCAAAAUAUAUUUCACAAGCUUCAACUUAAUAUUCUCAUGUAGAAUUUUCAAUAAAAGCUUUGUUUCAUUUAUAGGCA
Molecule: messenger RNA, 655 nt
Organism: Olea europaea var. sylvestris
Lineage: Eukaryota; Viridiplantae; Streptophyta; Magnoliopsida; Lamiales; Oleaceae
Product: glycine-rich cell wall structural protein 1-like
Exons: 1
Coding region: 95-469 (124 amino acids)
Source: RefSeq, a predicted model, not a curated record